This is a messenger RNA of Ruditapes philippinarum (Manila clam), 1102 nucleotides long. Its product is annotated as eukaryotic translation initiation factor 3 subunit F-like. NCBI's taxonomy places the organism in Eukaryota, Metazoa, Mollusca, Bivalvia, Venerida, Veneridae. Gene Ontology annotation, molecular function: translation initiation factor binding; metallopeptidase activity; translation initiation factor activity. Gene Ontology annotation, biological process: translational initiation. The coding region runs from base 49 to 870 and encodes 273 amino acids. The transcript is spliced from 8 exons. The record is from RefSeq and is a predicted model, not a curated record. Gene Ontology annotation, cellular component: eukaryotic translation initiation factor 3 complex, eIF3m.
UAUUUUAUUUUAUCCAAUCAUAUCAUUAGCCGGUCUUUCACUUCCAAAAUGGCUGUAAAUCUCGUGUGUCGGAUUCAUCCAGUAGUGUUAUUUACCAUUGUUGAUUCGUAUGAGCGUCGGAACGAAGAUGCAAGGCGUGUAAUAGGAACAUUACUAGGAACACAUGACAAAGGUGUUGUAGAAGUAACUAAUGCAUUUGCUGUACCACAUAAUGAAUCUGAGGAUGAGGUUGCAGCAGAUCUGGAGUAUGCAAGAAAUAUGUUUGAACUUCAUAAGAAAGUCAAUCCAUCUGAAGUUAUUGUUGGAUGGUAUUCUACAGGUGCUGAUGUAUCAGAACAUUCCCUGUUAAUCCAUGAAUAUUACUCUAGGGAAGCUAAAAACCCUGUCCAUCUGACUGUAGAUACUACUCUUAGAGGAAAUAAAAUGGGCAUUAAGGCUUUUGUUAGUACUCAGAUUGGCACUCCAGGGAAGACUGUAGGUACAAUGUUUGCCCCAGUUCAAGUAGAAAUAACCAGCUAUGAACCAGAGAAAGUUGGAGUUGAUGUCAUACAGGGUGGUAAAUUUAAUCCUAAACGAAGUGCCAACCUAGUUAAAGAUCUGACACAUGUAGAAAGAGCCACAGGAAUGUUACAACAAAAACUCGCCAUGGUUCUGGAAUAUGUUGAAGAUGUUCUGGCCAAUAGAAUACCAGCUGAUAAUGUUAUUGGUAGAUUUUUAAUGGAUCUAGUGAUGAAGGUCCCUCAGAUUGAGCCAGAAGACUUUGAAGAAAUGCUUAACUCUAAUAUGAAGGAUUUGUUGAUGGUAACAUAUCUAGCCAAUCUCACACGUACCCAGCUUGCACUCAACGAGAAACUAAGCAUCACUUUGUAAUUUCUGUAACGUAUUUAGUGUUGAAAACGAAUACCAUUUUGGAAGCGAAAUAUAGAGCUAUUGCCUUUCUGUUGGGAUAGUUCAAUACUUUGUUUAUUUAUUGACUUUUAAUUAAGUGCUAAAAUGGAAAAAGAUAUAUGGAGAACUCUGACACACAGAUUCAUUAUAGACUAUUUAAAUUCAAAUGCAGGCUCAUGGAAUCAUAGAUUGAAAUUAAAAAAUUCAAAAUAUA